This is a messenger RNA of Penicillium brevicompactum, 882 nucleotides long. Its product is annotated as PaaI family thioesterase. Bases 1 to 882 code for a protein of 293 amino acids. The transcript has 3 exons. The record is from RefSeq and is a predicted model, not a curated record. Lineage: Eukaryota; Fungi; Ascomycota; Eurotiomycetes; Eurotiales; Aspergillaceae.
AUGUUCCGUCUGCCUAAAUCCUCUUCUCUCUCUCCUUUCUCUUUCCCCCGACUUCAGCGCCCAGCUUACCGAUCAUUCUCCGGUUCCCCGAAACGGCCUCAGUACAAAACCUACUUUUCAGAAAACCAGACUGCUUCCUCUUCGUCUCGGCCCCGUCCGUUCCGCUUCGUCCUCCGCAUCUUAGGAUUCGGCACCAUCGCAGUAUUCGCCUUCAGCGCCGGCCUUUCCUUCCAAAGUUUCCGCACCCUUAACCGCAUCAUGGCGGCUCCCAUUCCUACCAACGAAGAGACCCUCACGGCCUUCCAGGCCCCGGACGCCUGGUCCGCAGAGAUCGAUGCGACCCUUCGCACCCACGCCGAGGCCGAGGCUCUCCGCGCCAACCCGGACUUCACAGAAGCGCGUCCCCAUCACAAGAUCCCCGAGACCUUGCGGGCUCGCAGUUUGACUGCGGGCACGCUGGCGGGACCCGGAAAGAUCGUGGUUCCUCCCUACGUGUUUAGUGAACGCGACGGCAAGAGCAUGGUGUCGCUGAUGUAUCUGGGCUCCGAUGUCUGCGGGCACCCCGGCAUCGUGCACGGCGGUCUACUGGCUACAUUGUUGGACGAGGGCAUGGCCCGGUGCUGUUUUCCAGCACUCCCUAAUAAGGUCGCCGUGACGGCGAACCUGAAUAUUGAUUACCGGGCUCCCGCGAUGGCGGACCAGUACGUGGCCCUCCGUGCGGAGACUAUCAAGGUGGAUGGUCGCAAGGCGUGGGUGGAAGGACGCAUUGAGACUCUACCGCUUGAUGGCUCUGCGCCUGUGGUCUUGGUUGAGUCGAAGGCCUUGUUCAUUGAGCCCAGGCAGGCUGCUGCAUUGGCAAAUCUGCACAAGGUGGCAAACUGA